Messenger RNA from Leptidea sinapis, 4291 nucleotides. RefSeq names its product corticotropin-releasing factor-binding protein. Lineage: Eukaryota; Metazoa; Arthropoda; Insecta; Lepidoptera; Pieridae. Gene Ontology annotation, biological process: negative regulation of corticotropin secretion; hormone-mediated signaling pathway; negative regulation of corticotropin-releasing hormone receptor activity. Gene Ontology annotation, molecular function: corticotropin-releasing hormone binding. The transcript has 7 exons. The coding region runs from base 151 to 1116 and encodes 321 amino acids. The record is from RefSeq and is a predicted model, not a curated record.
AGCGCAUUCGGAAGUGCGCAGAUCCCGCGUCCCUAUAAAGGGAAUAAGCUGGAUAAAAGCCUCCCAUUCACAACUUAGUCGUAGACUCGUAGCCUCAACAAGUUGGCUUCACAACUUUUGUUUGAAAGAAAUUAUAAGUGUUUAGUCAGUAUGGGAGUUCUAUUUCUCCUCGCUUUGGUGUUAACUUGUGACAAUAUUAACGGCUUGCUUAUACCUGGAUUAGGAUACGCUUCAAGAGAUGCUUCACCGUCCUUGUCUUGGUUCUCAAGAGUGCGUCGGCUGCCUCCUCUCUCGCACCGCAUCAUAGAUCCUAACGAAGAUUGUUUUAUGGUGACAUCUGAAGAAGGGGAGCUGUUCUUCAAGUCGCCGUCCAACGAGCCAGUGGUGUGUGGUAUCUAUAUGAUAGCGGAGCCAGAUAAGAGAAUCCAGGUCACUUUCAACUACCUCGACGUGCCGUGUGACAAUGGAGGACUUGUGGCGUGGAUAGAUGGCUGGGAGCUUAGUGGCCAGGUCUGGCCAGCUGACUCUUGGGAUGACGAGAGAGUUGUGGAGUCAUGUGACCGCCGACCACAGCAUAAGCUGGUUUCCCGCCAAAAUGCAGCGCUUGUGCAGUAUCGGGUACCAGCUAAAGGGAAAGGUUUUGCAGUUACUAUAAGACAUUUGAAAAACUCCAAGCCGUGUAACAUAAUGCUGUUUGGUGCGGAAGGUGUAUACACACUCCGUAACCACGGCGAAACUGGCAACUGCUCGGUGAUAGCCAUUUCUCCCAGCGUCGUGCGUGUAUUGGAUCUAAACGUUGGCCAAACUGUCAAAAAGAGUGGCAUACUUUACUUGGAGACCGGAACACUACAUCGAUGCACAAAGCGAGGCCUUGCCGACUACGUGGACAUAGGUGGAGCCUCCGGACUGGAUCACACUCGGAUGGAGGUGUUCGAUAGCAUGUGUGGUCUCGACUCUAACGAAGCCCGUCGAUCAAUUCUGAUUGCCUGCGAAGACACAGUAGUUCGACUGGUCUCCAGUGGAAAGUUCCAGAACUCCGUGACUCUUGCCUUUGCUCCGCUAUCAGUGGAGAACAUCGAGGAUGCUGACCUUAUCUGUGGAUUCAAUGAAGUCUAAAAUAUCAUGCCUAAUGAUCUGUCUGUACUACCAUCUUGAACGAAUCUAGAUGACCCUUGUGGACUAGGUAUUAAUAAUCAUAUUAAUCAUAAAGAAAAUUGCAGUUAUAUAAAUAUUGUUUAAAAAUGUGUAUAAAAGAAGCUAUACUUCUUUGUCGUAAAAAAACAGAAAUACUUAAAAAAAUAUUUCUUGUGCUAUUUUACGUUUGUAAAAAGAAUAAUAUUGUAAUAAAGCUGGGGAUACACAUUGCACGUGCCAGCCACUGCCAUGUGUAUACGCUAACUGGCAUGCCUGUAACUGGCAUACAUGUAGCUAGCACAACAUUUGAUACUUGCAUGCCCGUUUAGGGAAAGGCCGCGAGAGGUUGCCAAACUGGCAUGUGACAUGACAGUUACGGGCAUACCAGUAGCUGAAUCUUUGAUUUUGUUUAAUUCACUUCGAUUGUUAUCCAUUAUUAGCGCGCAAGAAUAGGUACGAGUUUUCUCACGAACCGUCCUGUGUAUACGCGAUGGUAUUACUGGCAUGCAAGGGCACAACCUGCAUGCCAGUAUUUAUUUAUUUUUGUUAUUGGAGAAUCUACAGCUUAACACUUUACAAUAGAUACAGGAUAUAGUAACAGAAAGACAUUUACAGAUUCUUACGAGUAGCUAGGUAAAAAUAUAAAUCAAGAACAAUAUGAGUAGUUACGUACACGAAUCAAAUGCUUAACACUAUUGUAUAACUUAUCUAAUUAUAUAUUAUCAGCUCGACCACCAAAUUGACCAAAGAACUCAUGUCCUAACUGACGCUUAAUGGAAUCAGAGCUGAUACAGAAUAAGUCAAGAUCGAAUUGUUUUGAUAUUUUGUUAAAGUUAUUGCUGACACGUACGGUGAAUGAAUUUUAACGGUAGUAAGUGCUGACAGGGAAUAUAAAGGUAGGAGCAUAUUUACGAAUUGAUUGUAAAUCCGCCGUGUGCUAACUACUCAUAAAGCUGGGGUUACACAUGCCCGUAGCUUACACAUUAGCAUACCAGCUCCUUGCACGUGCCAGCUACUGUAAUGUGAAUACGCUAACUGGCAUGCCUGUAACUGGCCUACAUGUAGCUAGCACAACAUUUGAUUUACUUGCAUGCCCGGAGAGGGAGGGUUCGCGGGGAGUUGCAAUUGCCAUACUGGCACGUGUGAACAGACGCGAGAAACUUUCAUGCCAGCUACUUUCCCGAUUUACUGACAAGUGUAUCUCCGUCUUUAAGACGAUAUUAAAUACAAACAAUGAAAACAAUUAGAUAUAAAUAUUUAUUAUAUUUUGCAACUUAUCCAUAUUAUUGAAAUUUAUUUAAUUGUCGUCCAUUGUUUUUUGGUUCAGUACACAAACUAUGAGGUACAAAAGGCUUAUAGGUUAAGCUGAAGUAUGAUAAAAUACAAAUGGUUAAGUUGAACAACUGUUAGGGUGUCGGUGCGCGCGCACCCUAUAAAUUCACUCUUAUAAUUUUUCUCUAACGCGCCAAAAGAAGUAUAGUUUCAAUAAUAUAUUUAUAAUUAAUAAUUAUCAUAACAAACUCAAUAUUAUUAAAGUAAAUGUGUAAAAUGUCUCACCUUUUUUAUAAUUAAGGACCCAAAGCUAAACGGCUUAGUAGUUAUCAUAUUAUGUUUUACUACGGGUAUAAUAUAAUAUAAUAUUGACAUACUCGUACAUAAAUUGUCUUGCCCCAAACUAGGCAUAGCCUGUACUAUGAGUACAAGACAACGCUGUAUAUUUAAUACAAUAUCUUACUUAAACAUACAUAAAUACAUAUAAACAUCCAUGACUCGAAAACAAACAACAAUAUUCAUCAUAUAAAUGAUUGCACCGACCGGGAUUCGAACCCGGGACCUCUAGCUUAGUAGUCAGGGUUACUAACCAUUCGGCUAUAUGGUCGUCAUCAUAUGUUUACAAGUAUAUCUAUAGUACUGAUCUUAUGUGGUCUACGAAUCUAAUAUGCAGUGUUAAGAAUGCUGAUAAUAAGUGGGUUUGCCAUAUUCAUAUGACGUCCCCACCACAGUACAAGUAGAACAGUAGUAUGACAGCGGUCUCAUUGAAAUUAAUUAUAGUCGCCAAUCUAAAUAUUGGCGACUUUUGUAACUCGACAUCGAUCAGUCUCGGCGGUGUACGGCGUGGCACUCAAUAGAUUUGUCUCCCCAAGAAUGCUUAGCGGCUGUGUAAAUCAUGUGUUUGUGUGCGUGCGUAUAUUUGGACGCUCUAGUAUGAAGUUAUGGUACUGUUCUAUUACUGUACUGUGCCCCCACGCUCCAACGCUUUUAAGAGACCCCGCAAACUGCAGACUUUCGAGCGGCCGAUAGUUUGGUUGAGUUCGGCUGUUAAGUGCGCACACUGGCCCGACUAAACAGUUGGGCCUGUGAUGAGUGCGCACACUAGACAACUAUCGGCCGACAGUUUUAGGGACGAUUCGCUAUUAGUUUUAAGUCGGCUAUUGAUGAGUCUGGCCGACUAAACAAUCGGUGGUGUGCGCGCCUAGAAGAGCGCUGUACUGAUUUAACGGUCGGCCGAUAGUUUGCUGACGGUUCAGUUUGAAGGCAAUCGUGUAGCCCAUCAAACAUUUUUGUCGGCCAAUACUGAAUCGUUAUAAUGUGCGUACUCUCAUACAUCUUCAUACUGAUUAAGAAACCAACCAAACUAUCGGCCGAUCAAAAGUCUGCAGUUUGCGGUGUCUCUAAGACAAUAUUUAUUUCUUCAUUUCAUUCAGUGGCUCAACAUUUCGUUCGUUCAAAUUAUCAUACUAUGGAUUUAUAUAUGUUGUUGGCUUUCUCUAUUAUGUUUUAAUCAUUGGCCACCAUCACAUGAGUACCAAAUACAGCAGCUAUAAAUAUGAGUAUGGUAAAAUAUAUUACUAUAGUUGAUAAAGAGGUUUUCCAUAGUUAUAUCUCCACUCAAAUAGAUAAAAAGCUAAUUUGUGAAUACGACUUUAUCUUAAAUCUUAUUUUCACUAAUAAUUUUAUUUAUUAUAAUGCCAAAUAAUAACUAAUUACAAUUCAAAUGCAUAAAACAUUUGAAUCCAAACCAACCACUGAUUUUAUUAAGUUAAAUGUACGAUUGAUAACUUAUAUAUUUUAUUCUAGUCAAAUACUUUAGUGUCAUUUUUAUUUAUAACGUUAACUACGAGUAAAAUACUUAAUACUAAUAAAAGUAUAUCAAAAG